GCUGUAGAGAACAUUUCCUGCCAUCUCGUUAGUUGUGAUCAAGUUGACAGCACAGACUAGUAGUUUGAUUUGCCAAGAAGCAAAAGCACUGACCUGGGAAAUGAAGCAGGAAUACCAAGAUGUCAUUCUGCAGGCGUGUGGUGCCUCAUCUCUGCGUGUUGGUGCCAAGAUCCAGACCUUGUGGAGCGGUUACGGGGAGAUAGUCAGGCUGCACCUGGAGGGCUGCAACCGGCCCUCUGUGGUCGUCAAACACGUCAAGUUUCCGGAGGAGGCUGAGCACCCAGGUGGCCUGAACACAGAUCACUCCCAUAGGCGCAAAGUCAGAUCCUAUCAGGUGGAGACAUACUGGUACCAGAACUAUUCAACCAAUCCGAACUGCCGCAUCCCUGCCUGCCUGGCUGCCUGUUCCCAUGGUGAUGAGAUGCUGAUUGUGCUGGAGGAUCUGGAUGUGGCUGGAUAUGAUCAGAGGAGAACCAGCGUGAAGGAUACAGAGAUAAGGGCUUGCCUCAGCUGGCUUGCCCACUUCCAUGCUCUGUUCCUGGGUGUGGCACCAGAGGGGCUGUGGCCUGUCGGCACCUACUGGCACCUGGAGACCCGGCCGGAUGAGCUGGAGGCCAUGGACGAUGCAGAGCUUAAAGCAGCAGCCAGUGACAUUGACAGGAUACUCAAUGAAAGUCGCUUCAAGACCAUCGUUCAUGGGGACGCCAAGUUAGCCAACUUCUGUUUUUCACAGAGUGGACAGGAAGCGGCCGCUGUGGACUUUCAGUAUGUCGGUGGGAGCUGUGGGAUGAAAGAUGUGGUGUAUUUUUUAGGGAGCUGCAUGGCAGAAAAGGAGUGUGAAAGGAGGACACAAAGCUUACUUCAUUACUAUUUCUCAGAGCUAAAGCUAGCUGUGAAAAAAGAUGUGGACUUCGCUGUACUGGAGAAAGAGUGGAGGGAGAUGUUUGCCUUUGCCUGGACAGAUUACCAUCGGUUUCUGUUGGGAUGGAUGCCUGGAAGCUGGAAGAUCAAUCGGUACAGUAAACAGUUGACUAAGGAGGUUCUCCGCAAACUGAAACUGUAAACAGAACCAAAAACUUCAAACAUCAGACAAGAGAGAAAAGAAGAAAGUGUGUGACUUAGAGCAGUAAACUUGUAUAUGGAAAUAUAAAUCAUCUUCAAACACACCCCUUUUCAAUUCCUCCUUUUAACAGUGAAGAUCAUCAAACCAUUGAUGGAUGGAUAAAGGUUUUUGAAAUAUGGUUGCUUUACUGUAGAAAAACAUUUUUAAAUAUAGUUGAUUAGCUUACAAUAUGUCCAUGGUGAUGCUUUUAUGUGCCCUGAAAAUGACAUUGUUGAGAACUGAAUGAAAAAGGACGACUGGGGCGCAUCUAUAUCCUGAAAAACGUUCCCAGACUGUAACAAGAUUAACUGAGUCCUCUUAUGACAGAGAAAAUUACUUGGAGAUAUUCUCAAUCCCUUUAGUUUUAAAACAAUUUGUCAAACAAGUCAAGACAUUAAUUUAAGAAAACGGGAGAUUACCCAAAAUGCUUUACAAUCACAGCAAUAGAAUGAGCAAAACAAGUGUAGAUAAAAUAAAAUCUUACGUCUGGUGAUAACAUUUUUUUGCAAUCGAUUUUAAUUUUCUCUGGAAUUUUCACAACCUUCAGAAAAAAGUUACCUAAAGGUUUUCUAAAUGUUUCACGAAAAAUGAACUUUACCAAAUGUUUUUAGAGCAUUAACUAAGAGUUGCAAAAUAUUUGAUCAUAAUAAUAAUCAAGGUUCUGUAAAGGUUUUCAAAAAAGACCUUCAUAUAAUGUUUCUAGAAUAGAAUAGAAUAAACCUUCAGGGAUCCAAAGGUUCUCUAACCUUUACUUUUCUCAGGAGAACUUUGAGGAUUCUUUUUUCUUUAUAUAUUUUUUGCAUUUCCUUUAUAUACAUUCCAUGGAUUUCAGCCAUGUUUGCAAAACCAUGGUAAAUGAAAAUACAGCUUUGUUCCUUUAAAGAUGGUUUUAAUAAAUUUAUUAGACAAUUAAACAUUAUUAUUCCAACGAUACAAGACAGGAUCAGGAACAUUCCCUGAAGGUUCUCGAACAUGUAGGUUUCUCAAGGGAACCUUGAGAUUUCCCCUUUCCUGAAUUUUUCCUGUUGAAUUAGUUGUUAUAAUUGUAUUAUAGAUUAUUUCAAAUAAAACAACACAAACGCUUUGUUUUUAAUUUA
Scophthalmus maximus (turbot) is the source of this 2199-nucleotide messenger RNA. RefSeq names its product protein kinase-like domain containing (gene pkdc). The record is from RefSeq and is a predicted model, not a curated record. Bases 101 to 1063 code for a protein of 320 amino acids. Lineage: Eukaryota; Metazoa; Chordata; Actinopteri; Pleuronectiformes; Scophthalmidae. The transcript has 3 exons.